GGAGGGAGGAUGGGAUCUCGAGUACCAACUAUAUGCUGCUUUGUGGGCCUUCAUUCGAGGGUCGCACGCUCGCACGUUGCGCGCUGCCACACUAACCCCCCUUCUCUGUUCUCAAGCGCACGUCAGUUGACAUUCCGCUGCCGAAAUCGCACGUUUCUCUACCCGCUCGCAUUCGCGUUCCUCUAAACGAUCGACCACGUUAAGAGUAUUUCUUUCUUUUUUUUUUCGUUGCGUAAUCUUAAGUUGAUAAUGGUGCUUGUGUCAUCUUAUUUAUCUUUCAUCUAUCUCGUGUGAGUACUCGAGUGAGUGAGGCAAAUUCUCCAAUGGUUUUUCACGAGCGAGGACGUUAAAGAAGAGAAGUAUUGUUAAUGAUCAUUUUCUUAAUUAUUCAGAAUGGAGGAUUAAUAUCUCUUGUUCGAUAUUAGAAAUCGCGUGACGUCGCGGAGAUAAAACGAUCGUUUUCUUUGUAACGCGAAUAUGAUUCGUUGACAUUAUUUGAAAAAAGAAGAAAGAGAGAGGAAAAGAGCAAGAAAGAAAAGAAUGUGCGUCCUUCGAUCUUGACGAAGCAGAAAUGUACGAGAUUUGAAAGUGGAUGAUUUAAGGGGUCCUCGAUAAUCGUUCGAGCAAAGAAGAGGAAAAAAAGGAACGUAAGAAGAAGAAGAAGAAGAGAGAGAGAGAGAGAGAGAGAGAGAGAGAAAGAGUGGAGCAAGGGAGCCGUGCUAUGUUCCCCUCGUCAGCGGCGAUGCUGAAGAAUCUGCAGCAAAGUGCAAUGACCUCGCCCUUCUUGAUGGAGAAUCUCCUCCAAAGUAAGGCCUCGUCGGGGACGGACUUGACUAGUCUGACCUUGAACUGGGCGGCUAGUUUGGUAGCACGGCAGAGGGAGAGAGAAUGCGAGGCUAAUCUACGAAUCGGUAGAGAGAGAUUGUCUCCGACACCACCGAGUGUAAGUCAAGAACACUCGGAGCAGCAAAGACCGUCGAUCGUUGGAUCACGAGGAAUCGAUCGAUCUGGUCCGAUGAUGGAUUGCAGGGAUCAUCAGCGAGCGAAUAACAACGGUGUCGUCGUUGGUGGUGGUGGUGGUGGUGGUAGUAGUAGUAGUAGUAAUAGUAGUGGUAGAUUGGAUCGUCAAAUUCAACGGGACGAGAGGAUGCAAUUCCUUCGUGGCAAGGAAGGACCUCUGGAGAGAGUUCAGAACGCGUACGUCGACGUUGAGAGCGAGAGAGAGUCUCACAAUAAUGUCGUCGAACGUCUGUGCGCGAUGGAGAGACUCUGCAACGAGAGGAUCGAGAAUCGAUCGAACUCGGCGAUGGACUCGUGCAACUCGAAUGCCGAUGAGGAUCGUGUCUCUACGGAGAUGGACGGUGGUCUUCACGGCGAGAGGGAUCGCGAUGAUUCGGGAAUUCUCACUGGCGAACGUGUCCCUUCCUCUAUCCAUGCGGACAGGCGCUACGACCUUGGAUGCAGAAACGUCAUGCACACGUCCGACGAUAUGACGAUUCACGGGGAGAGAGAAGCCUCGGUGAGCAGCGAGCGUGGACUCGACAGGAUAGGCGAGAGGACGACCGCCUGUUCCUGCGGCGACGAGCAAUGCUUGGGACCUGCCUGUAGGACCAUACAGGAGAAGGAGAAGCCGCAGCUCAAGUUCAGCGUCAACGCGAUACUCGGUGGCAAUCACGAUAGGAGACCGCAUCCUGAGAACUUUCAAGGAUUGCCACCGGAAGCGAUACCCGCCUUUCUGCAAAAUUUACAAAAUUCGGCAGGAUACAACAUAGCCAAGCCCAUAGCGAGGCCUGCUGCCUAUCAUCCUUAUCACAGGCCAAGUCAUCAACCACCACAACGUCAUUUGCCUCCAAACGCUCAUCACACUCUACAACAAUUAUUUUACAGAGGCCCGUAUUUAACCGUCGCAAAUUCUGGUACCGGAACUCAUCAUCCGGCGGCACCAGGUGGUGGAGCCGCAUUUCCUGGUGCCAUUCAAGGUGGCCUCGGUGAUUUCGCUGGGACAGGAUUGGUCUUUCCCUGGGCGACGAACGCUCGUGGAAAGCCGCGAAGAGGUAUGAUGAGAAGAGCGGUUUUCUCGGAUCUUCAAAGACGUGGCCUCGAGAAAAGGUUCCAAAUACAAAAGUAUAUCAGCAAACCCGAUCGCAAGAAGCUAGCGGAAAAGCUCGGCCUUAAGGAUUCCCAGGUAAAGAUCUGGUUCCAGAAUCGACGAAUGAAAUGGCGUAACAGUAAAGAGAGAGAACUUCUAGCUACAGGAGGUUCUCGGGAACAAACUUUACCAAAUAAGAACAAUCCCAACCCGGAUUUGAGCGAUGCCGAUGGCGACAGGCCAAGGAUGGACCUCAGCGAUGUGAGUCCUCUGACGAGUCCUCAGAGACCGGAAGAACAGACUGAAAACGAGGAGGACGAGGAAAUCAAUGUCACGUGAUAAGAAUCCGACGACGACGGAUGGAUUCUCCAUCGACUGAAAUAUUAGAAAACGAGAAACGAAAGAGAUAAAGAAAUACAGACAGACAGAGAGACAGAGAGAGAGAAUAGACGAGGAGAACCUGUGUAUAUUUUUUACGUCGUUCGAUAUUUUUCUUCGAUCUUUUCACGAUCGUAAGGAAAAAUGAAGCGAAUCGACGGAUAUCUUCUUCUUCUUCUUCCUCUUCCUACUUCUUCUUCUUCUUCCUUUUUUUUUUUAGGUAUCAACGGGAGAGAUUUUGAACGCGUUUAAAGUUCUUUAGAAAGAGAGUACGGCUUUAAAGAUUUUGGAGAAUUUUUCGAACGAGAUAGCAUCCUUUUUAAUAUUACACGUGUUAUACGCGUGUACUUACUUACAACCUGUAAAAUGUCGAUCUUUCUUUUUCUUUUAACGUACGAGUUUGUAAAUAGCCACGUAUUUUCAUUGGAAAUAAUCGAAAUCUUUUUUCGACGUUUGUUGUUUCUUUUUCUUUUCUUUUUUCUCUUCUUUUUUU
Molecule: messenger RNA, 2960 nt
Organism: Vespula pensylvanica (western yellowjacket)
Lineage: Eukaryota; Metazoa; Arthropoda; Insecta; Hymenoptera; Vespidae
Gene: Dbx
Exons: 4
Coding region: 722-2428 (568 amino acids)
Biological process (GO): regulation of transcription by RNA polymerase II
Molecular function (GO): DNA-binding transcription factor activity, RNA polymerase II-specific; DNA binding
Source: RefSeq, a predicted model, not a curated record